AUGGCUCAACAACCUCUCUUCCAACCUUCCCCCGGGGACUCCAUCUUCGUCAAACCCAUCAAUUCAGUCAAUUUUGGCCCUGCGCAUCUCAAACAAUUCACGACCCCUCAAGUUCCCGGCCUGGAAACCUUCCCCAGCAACCCAGCAUUCUCCUUCGUAAUCGAGCACCCAUCAGUGCGUAAGCUGGUCUUUGACCUCAGUGUCGAAAAGGACUGGCAUAACUACGCGCCCAAAAUCGCAGACCAUUGGUACUGGGAUCAUAUCGGCGACCCUUCCACUCCCGGCCCCAUUACAGACCCCAUCGUGGGACCAGGCUUCCAAGACACCAUGCUCCCAGUGUACCUGGCCAACCCGGACUCCUCUAUCCGUGAGACUGACUAUGACUUCUACCUCCUCAACAGCCCUCGCCAUACCAUCGGCUACCUCUGUGGUCUCGCCCGUACAACGACUCACCUCGACAUGUUCGUCCUGGUGAGAAGCAAUAUUGCGCACUAUGCGGAAAUCUUCCGACCGUCGACGUAUCUCCUCUGCCGCAGGCAAUCACCCCAUAUCUCAGGGCGGAGAACAACUGACAGCCUGUUCGAACCGCCCUUCGGGCAUGACAUUCCGUGGGCGAUGGAGAUGAUUGCUAAGCGCGGGAGAUAG
Aspergillus caelatus is the source of this 645-nucleotide messenger RNA. RefSeq lists its product as uncharacterized. The record is from RefSeq and is a predicted model, not a curated record. The transcript is spliced from 4 exons. Lineage: Eukaryota; Fungi; Ascomycota; Eurotiomycetes; Eurotiales; Aspergillaceae. The coding region runs from base 1 to 645 and encodes 214 amino acids.